AUGGCUUCCGCAUCGGUAAUGCCCGAGCUUUCGCAACCUUCGACGUUGCUUACUCAUCCAACCCUCGCUGCUGCCGACUUGGCUCGCAAUGCCACCUUGCCAGCAACAGGCUUCUCCACCACCAAGACCUCCACCAUCUCGGUCGGCUCAGCCUACAAGCUCUCCCCCGAUGCCAGAUCGCUGCGUCGACUGAAAGGCACGCUGCCUCUCCUCGUCGCCGGCAACGCGCUCAACCUCAUCAACCCACAGUCGCAGACUCCCAUCCAAAGUUUCAGCCUUUCGUCGGCAGAGAUCGCCUCAUGCGCCCCUCUGACGCUUCUGCGCUCGAUCGGCUCCGGACGUUCGAUCCGAACCACCUUCAUCGGCAUCGAGUCGCACACUCGAGCCAAGUCGGGUCGCGCUGCGAUUACCGCGACGCAUCAGCUGUGGGCCUAUGUCGAGCACCUUUCAGCAAAGGGCAAGGAGAGCGCCGAGGUCGAAGUCAAGAAGGAAUCGCUCUCCGUCUCCAAGCCCAUCCGCCUCAUUCAUGCCCUCGGCGACGGCCGUCUGGUUCUCACUCAUUCGGACGACAGCCUCACUCUGGUCUCUAGCUCGCCUCUUACGUUCGACGACGAGGUGUCUAUCCAAGCAGAGGCCACUUCAUUGCAGGUAAUGGACACCGUGGAAGCCUCGCAACAUCAGACCACCGAGCGAUGCCACUUCUUCGUCAACCUGCUCGACCCUGCUUCUGCCAAGGGUCUCAUUGCUGGCAACUCGAGAAUUGAGGAGGCAGCACUAUUAGGGUUGCGCCUUGCCGUCACAUCGGACACCAAAUCAUCGAACACCUCCACCAACAAUGACGAUGACGCCAGCAAGAAGAAGAAGCGUUCCAAGCGUUCCAAGAAGGUCUCCAACGAAGGCGACGACGACGAAUCGCAAGCUGCGGACGCCUCGCUUCCUCAGGCACAAGCGCCGACCGGCUCGCUCACCUUGGAGCUCACUGCCUUUGUGAAGAGUUUCGAUGGGGCUUCCGAGUCGUCCAUCGCAAUCGUCAGGCUCGGCAAUGCUCAGGUACCCGGCAUCUCCACUGCGAGGCACGUCGUCGACGUCCAGAUGCAUCCAGGCGGCCGUCUCGCGAUCUUUGGUUUUGAUGGGCAGCUCACCUCGACCACCUUGACAACGUCGGCGAAUGGCGAGCCGCGUCUCACCCAUGCAAGCGCCAGCUACCUGGAUGCUUUAGCUCAUGCCAGCAGCUCCCGUCCUUCCUCGUCUUCGACCGCCUCCCCGUCAUGCCUGCUGCUCCUCAGCCGUGACCAUGCACUCGUCGUAGGCGUCACUCGCGCUACGCCAGCCACAGCCGACAAGGAGCGCGUUGUGGCGCUCAUUGUCGAUCUCGAGCUCAACGCUGUACUCAAGCAGAUCGACUGGGCAGUUCCUUUCGUUCCAGCUUCAAGCGCUGCUGCCUCCUCUUCUGGCCUGCUCCAACGAAUGACGACCGUCUCGGCGUCACGCAUCGCAGGCUCAACGAGCGUCAUUACCAUGGGACCGCCCACCGUAUCCACGCGCACCUCGAGCUCGUCCGAGAAAGCCGAAGCAUUGGCACAGCUUCACCAGCGCAGGGUUUGCGUCCUCUCUGUACCGUUCGCCGUGCCAGAGAUGAGUGUGCUUCGUGACGCCCUCGGCAAGGGCGAGCUCACGGCUCGAUGGAUCCAGACUGCUGACGACAUGGUCGCAGAAGUCGGAACCGGAAGCGCGGCAUCGGAUGCGGGCCGAGCAGCCCUUUUGGAACAGAUCGGGACCAUCUCACAGAGCAGCGACAAGCCUCUCAGCAAAGACGCCAAGAUCAACACGGCCCUUUCCAGCUGGAUCGACGUCGCUACCGAAGACGGACGCAUGCUCGAAACGCUGACCGCCCACGAUUCCGACAGCUCUUUCUACAGCCAACUGCUCGACCUGCUCCUGCCCGCUCCGUCCUCACGCAGCAGCAAGAGCAAUGGUGCUGCUGCUGCGGCUUCCUUCUUGCCACGAGCUGCUCUGCUCGCUUUGCUCAACCAUCCCCUUGUGCAUCCAUCGAUCUUUGCGACGCUGAAACCUUCCGCCGCGACAGCAGCACCUGCACGCAUCGUCUCGCUGCAGGCCAACGGAUCUGGUCUCACCGAGUUCUGGGCGAGACUGGGAGCCUGGAACGACGCGCAGUUGACGCGAGCAGCUCUCAAGCGCAUGCCCGACGUUGGCGAAGACACGUUUGCGUCUCUGUUGCUCGCGGCGAUGCGUGGGCUGCUUCAGAGUCGAAGAUCGGGCGAAACGGUGAGCGCGAAAGCGACUCGACCCUACAUGGCACUGCUAGCGGAGUUGGUGCAGCUCCGGAUCUCUAGAGCAGCACUGCGAAGCGCUCUCAAGACGCAACUGCGUGACGACGUGGAUCAGGUCAUGGCACUCCUGCAGCUCUGCAACGCGUGGCUGACCUUGACCAUCCAAAAGCCGCUGACGGAAUCCGGUGGCAGCGAAAAGAUGAGCCAGAGCGACUCGGCCCGGUCGGGCAAAGCGCAAGUUCCCGACGCAGAUUCGGUGAUGGCAUUGGCCAACGACGUCCUCGACACGUUCUUCCCGCUCUUGCUCGCGACACCACGCUCUCACGCAACGGUGCAGUCGCUCUCAUCGACGAUCUCGCGCUACCUGCAGCUCAUGUCGACGUUGCGUCUGCUCAACGCGCCUCUCUCGGCGUUCGCCAAGCUGCAGCAGGAGAACAGUCUGCUCGCAUCUUCUGAAGCGGUUGGCAGGACUCCCAAGACCGGCAGUGGCGGCACCACGUUAUCGGCGAGCGGUGCGGUGGCAUCGGCGGGUAACGCCAAGGUGGAGGUGAGCAGCAAGGCGGAUGCUGCAGCGCGCGCCGAGAUGGGAGGAGGAUUGGGGAUCAAGCUGGGCACGCAAGGUGAAGCCAAGACGCGUCGACUGCAGUUGUUCGAGCAGAGCAUGCUGGUGGGAGCGUACAGCUUUGAGCGUCUGGAGAUUUGA
Pseudozyma hubeiensis SY62 is the source of this 2994-nucleotide messenger RNA. RefSeq lists its product as hypothetical. Gene Ontology annotation, biological process: maturation of SSU-rRNA. NCBI's taxonomy places the organism in Eukaryota, Fungi, Basidiomycota, Ustilaginomycetes, Ustilaginales, Ustilaginaceae. Gene Ontology annotation, molecular function: RNA binding. Gene Ontology annotation, cellular component: nucleolus. The record is from RefSeq and is a predicted model, not a curated record. The transcript has a single exon. The coding region runs from base 1 to 2994 and encodes 997 amino acids.